AAUAUGUUUGAUUCGGUUCCAUUUGGAUGCCUAUCUUAUAGCUAACAUAGCAGAUAUCGUUACUUGGAAGUAUACACAGCGUUCCGUUAGCCGCCGCCAUGGGAGAAAGCUUAAGAGUUGAGAGAGAGAGAGAGAGAGCACCUAAAUAAAUCAUAAACUUGCUCAUUCGUGAUUUAUGAUGAAGCCCACCUUCCUUUUCACGUCACUUUCUCUCUUCUUCUCUUUCAUUUGUUUUAAUCUGCAUUCCUCCCCCCUCUCUCUCUCUCUUUAAUAGUUAAUCCUCACCCACACUAUAAAUAUCACCCCACUACAAAUCCUUCUUCACUAUUCUUCCCUUCAUCUUAUUCGUGUUGUUUGUAUAGAUAUGGGAGAUAAUCGCAAUGUUAAUCUUCCACCGGGGUUCAGAUUCUAUCCAACAGAUGAAGAGCUAGUGGUUCAUUUCCUUCAACGUAAGGCCGCCCUCUUGCCUUGCCACCCUGAUGUCAUCCCUGAUCUUGACCUCUAUCCAUAUGAUCCCUGGGAACUUGAUGGUAAAGCAUUGGGAGAGGGGAACCAGUGGUACUACUACAGCAGGAGGACGCAAAACAGGAACACCAGCAAAGGGUACUGGAAGCCAAUGGGAAUAGAUGAGCCUGUGGUUAAUAGCAAUAGCAGCAAGAAAGUUGGGAUGAAAAAAUACUUCGUUUUCUACAUUGGGGAAUCGGGUCCCGCCGGUAUCAAAACCAAUUGGAUAAUGCAAGAAUAUCGUCUCUCCGAUUCUGAUUCCAGCUCCAGUAGUCGAUCAUCCAAACGUAGAGGAGGACAUUCCAAAAUUGAUUAUAGCAAAUGGGUGGUUUGUCGAGUAUAUGAAAGAAAUUGUAGUGAAGAAGAAGAUGAUGGAACAGAGCUGUCGUGCUUGGAUGAAGUGUUUCUAUCAUUGGAUGAUCUGGAUGAAAUUAGCCUGCCAGAUUAGAUGCCCCCCCCUUUGAGAUAUAUCCUUUAGGGUUAAUUAAUUCCAUUUAUACAAAAAGAAAAAAAAAAAAGCUUUUUCUUAAAUCCAAAUGUAGAAUCAUGGCAUUAAUAUGUGUUUGUAGGGAAAAUGGAAUAUUAUUAUAGCAAGUAUUCUACAUAUAUAUAUAUAUAUUUGUGGGUAGUAUAUAA
This is a messenger RNA of Gossypium arboreum, 1140 nucleotides long. RefSeq names its product NAC domain-containing protein 104-like. The transcript has 3 exons. Gene Ontology annotation, biological process: system development; regulation of DNA-templated transcription. NCBI's taxonomy places the organism in Eukaryota, Viridiplantae, Streptophyta, Magnoliopsida, Malvales, Malvaceae. The record is from RefSeq and is a predicted model, not a curated record. Gene Ontology annotation, molecular function: DNA binding. The coding region runs from base 365 to 952 and encodes 195 amino acids.